AUGCAAAAUGUGAAAAGGGCUAAAGAGUUUAGGAAAUUAGGUUACCUCGAAGUUUCCGAAAGAGCUCAUGCCUUGUCGAGACUUUUGAAGCUUGCUCAGACUCAACAUUUUUCACGUGAAAUGCAUGAUAUUCAAGAGUCAAAUCAAGUUUCAAAGAUAAGCAAAUUGUACUCUCUUAAUCCAUUUUUAGAUGCGCAGAGACUUCUCAGAGUGGGCGGCCGCUUGGUUAACGCUCCGGUACCAUUUGAGCAGAAGCAUCCUAUCAUUUUGUCGCCAAGCAAUCCAUUAACUAUUCUUAUAAUUUCUAAUGAACAUUUAAAAUUAAUGCACGGUGAAUGUCAAGCGGUUAUGGGUUCUUUGAGAAAUCAAUACUGGCCCAUCUCCUGUAAGAACACCAGAAAAAAUGUACUUAGAAAAUGCGUCACGUGUUUCAGGGCUCGCCCUAUAGGCACUGAGUAUAUAAUGGGAAAUUUGCCAGAGUCACGUGUCACCCCGAAAUGUGCAUUUUGUACUUGCGGAGUUGACGGUGCUGGGACGUUUCAAAUAAAGGGCGCUGUACGUUCUAAGGUUACUCGUAAGGCUUACAUGUGUAUCUUCGUGUGUUUUGUAACUAAGGCCGUACAUAUUGAGCUUGCUAAGGAUUUGAGUACAGACGGCUUUUUAACUUGUUUACGUCGGUUUGUUUCUCGCCAUGGUAAAUGUCAACAUAUUUACUCCGACAACGGUGCCAAUUUUGUCGGAGCACGCAAUCGACUGAACGAAUUAAGCAGGCUACUUGAGGACCGCGAUUUUGAAAGAAAUGUAACCGAUUUUUUAGCACAGGAUCAAAUUUCUUGGCAUUUGAUUCCUCCUAAUGCACCUCAUUUCGGAGGGCUUUGGGAAAGUGCCGUUAAAUCUGCGCAAAAACAUGUUACUCGGGUGAUAGGAGAAACGCGACUCACGUAUGAGAAAUUAUACAUGGUAUUAACGCAAGUAGAGGCUUGA
Belonocnema kinseyi is the source of this 984-nucleotide messenger RNA. RefSeq lists its product as uncharacterized. Gene Ontology annotation, molecular function: nucleic acid binding. NCBI's taxonomy places the organism in Eukaryota, Metazoa, Arthropoda, Insecta, Hymenoptera, Cynipidae. The transcript has a single exon. The record is from RefSeq and is a predicted model, not a curated record. Bases 1 to 984 code for a protein of 327 amino acids.